AUGGCAGACUGGUCAUUGCUUCCAAAAGACUUGCUGGAACUAAUCAAUGCUCGUUCUAAGACAUGCUUUGAGAUUGUUCACUUCCGCUCUGUCUGCAGCUCGUGGCGAUCAGCCAUACCUCGGCCAAGCUAUAGGCUCGGAUUAUGCCUUAAGCGCCUUCUACCUGUUUUCAACCACAAGCCUCGGUUUGAAAGCCAUACGCCGUGCAUGCUUAAAAAGAUUCCAGUUUUCCUCUUCAGAUUCCAGACUCCCUCUGGUACUGAUUUUCUGUUGAUUGAAAUGACCAAAGGAGAGUCAGGUGAACAGUUAUUGAUGUGCCCUUUUCAAGAUAGUCCUUGGAGAUAUAAAGAUGUGAUCACACUCAACACUCUAAGCUCUCAAAUCAUCCCAUUGGGUUAUUAUUACAAGAUAAACUUCUAUGCUAUAGCAAGUAGACGCCAUUUAACACGAAGUGAGAAUUAUACUAAGAGAGUUGCGUUUCUUCCUUUGGAUGGUGAAGAUGGUAAUAAAGCAUUUGCAGUAGUGGCUGGAGUGUUGGGGGAUUUAAUGAUGUAUAGAAGCUGUGACAAUGGAUGGACUAUAAUCAAGGGUUGGUUUAUAUAUUAUCAAGAUAUGGUUUCAUUCAAAGGCAAAUUUUAUGUUGUUAAUAAGAGUGGACGGGGACAUGUUUUCGUUAUCGAACCUUCAUUUAAAAUUACUGAGAUCCAACCAGUCACGUUGUCUCACGAGACUUAUGAUGAGAGACUGGUUGUCUCAGGAGAUGAGCUGUUGCUGGUUCAGAGAUUAACUCUAGGAAUGUAUUGUGAAGAAAAAUAUAAGCACUCUUGGUUUAGAUUGUUUAGGCUUGAAGAAGAAGAAGAAGAAGAAGGGCAGAGGAGAUGGGUUCGCAUUAAAGACAUAGAGGACAGAGUGGUGAUUCUUGGUUGUGACUGGAGUCUCUGCUGCUCGGCGAAAGAGCUUCCCGGUAUGAAAGAAAACUCCAUUGUGUUUAAUGAAUCGAAGUAUCGACAAGAGAGAAUCUUUGUGUGUGAAUUAAAAACCAUGAAGACCAGUGAUGCUUUUACUGAAUGUAGAGGCUAUAUGUUCGGAGAAAAUCGACAGUCUUUGUCAUCCUGUGGAAUGCUGACGCUCCGAAUCCAGCAGCCGGUUUUCUAUGACUCAUCAAGUGAUGAAUCUGAAAUAGACCCUCAGUGCAAAUGCUCGAAUGCCGUUGGUCUAUCUUGCGUCCAACUUUGA
Messenger RNA from Eruca vesicaria subsp. sativa (arugula), 1236 nucleotides. The record is from the annotation of a GenBank genome assembly. NCBI's taxonomy places the organism in Eukaryota, Viridiplantae, Streptophyta, Magnoliopsida, Brassicales, Brassicaceae.